ACAGUUGCAGAAUUGCACCAUUGGAUGUUACCAAAGAAGAAAUAGACAAAAGAAAUAGUUGUACUCUAAAACUCACUAAUCUGCCAUAUGGCACAACAGCAUAUGAUUUACAUGAUAUUAUGUUAGCAGUAAAGGCUAAAACUUGUCACCAUGAACAUCAAAAACCUAUUCAAAACAAACCAUUCAAUAACGAAAUAGAUAUGUUCAAAAAAAGUGCUUCUGCAAGCACCAGAUACUUUACCCCAAAAAUUACAUGUUGGGCAGUCCUUGGAAAAAAAUAA
Messenger RNA from Entrophospora candida, 281 nucleotides. The record is from the annotation of a GenBank genome assembly. Lineage: Eukaryota; Fungi; Glomeromycota; Glomeromycetes; Entrophosporales; Entrophosporaceae.